Paramuricea clavata is the source of this 2722-nucleotide messenger RNA. Lineage: Eukaryota; Metazoa; Cnidaria; Anthozoa; Malacalcyonacea; Plexauridae. The record is from the annotation of a GenBank genome assembly.
AGUCACGAAAUACCGAGAGGAAAACAAAAUGGAUGCGCACAACUUGGCUGUCGUGUUCGGUCCAACUUUGAUCCGCGUCUCCGAAGAAGAUGACAUGAUCUCAUCACAGGGCCACUUUAACAAGGUCGUCGAGACGAUCAUUAAGUCGUACGAUGUCGUGUUUGACGGAGAGGGACUGGACACUGUUGAGAAUGACCUCGAGGAAGAGGAACAAGAGCGGCGGACUGAGGACGAGUUAAGUAAAGAUGAUUCGGACAGCGAAGAAGGUGAGGGACUGGGGCAGGAAAACUGAACUAAAUUUCUGUAUACUGGAUUGCUCUUUCAGUUCUAAACUGUUUUUCCUAUAGGGUAUAUUGAGUAAUAGCUCCAUCACUUGUAAACUGUUCUCCCUAUAGAUCCAGUAAAGGCCAUCCUUUUUUGUCCAGUUUUACUAGAUCCGGGAAAAGAAGUACAUGGAGAAAUUUGCGAUGUUUGACAGAAGAAAAAAAUUCGGCAAUUUAAUGAAAUUGGGAAACUCAGCCCGCGGCAAUCUGACCCGAAUUAAGAAAUGUCUAUUAGAACACAAUGGUCUAGCACAAAGCCUUUGCUGAUUAUUGUUUUGCGUAGGUACCCUCGCAACACUAGUAAUCUGGUUCCCAAUUCUUUGGCAAAGUUUCGAAGUUGAACAAUCUUAUUUUUAUAACAAUGUUAUAGUUAUAGUAUAACCAAGCAUUAAACCCUGUUUCGAUUGUUCGUGUAAUUACAUUGCAUCUUUCUUCUCCCAACAGAGGUUGAGCCAAAAGAAGCCAAGGCUUUAUUCAACUACACAGCGAGGUCUGAUAAAGAACUCUCGUUCAAGAAAGGAAAUAUUAUCCUCGUAUUCAAACGUUCUAACAACGACUGGUGGGAUGGUUCUCUUGAUGGAAUCGAUGGUUUCGUUCCUUGCGCUUACGUCCAGGUUAUUGAAGAUGAUGGUGUUGAUGGUCACUCUCCUGAAUCGCGGACCGCGCCCCAGAGUUUACCCCUUGACUCCAGUGCCCCACCAGGAUGUGACAAUCUACCCUCCCCUUCCUCCGCACGCUCGACCCGCACGCACCCGUCAAACCCAAUCCUUGGGCAGCGUCCUACAUCCACAAGUGAUGACGGGGUCCAAAGUCAAAUCCUAUUACGUCAUCACAUCCACAAACCAUCCACCCAGGAAGUUAUACCGGAAGAGACACAUUUAUCAUCAUUCAAACGUAGCUCAUUCAAACGUCCCACUUCACCGAUAAAGUCGCCGUCGGGUUCUCUCGAGCGUUCACGAAGUCUAAACGAUCAACGGUCAAGUCCGAAGACGGUUAAGUCCGGAGAUGCAAGUCGGACGGCGUCGUUGCCUCGGUCUGGUAUGAACAAUGUAUGUUGGGAUCGCAGAAGUCAAAGCGUAGAACCCCUCUCUCCAGUGGAAACACGCGGUAUUGCUGAGGGGAGCUUUUCUCCCGGGUCGGAAACCGGAGGUCAGCCUGCGAACCGGGGGCCGGCACAGUUCACCCGUGCCCCACCCCCGGCACCGAAACCCAAACCGAAACCCAAGGUGCCAAAACGUAAUUCAAAUCCUUCAACUGAACUUAUAGCGAGCCUGCAUGCCGGCUCAGUGGCGCGGACCGUCCGCCAUGAAAGCCACGGGGAUGCAAGCGAUCAUGAUGAUUUACCCCCACCCCCUCCUCCCUGUGAAGAACGUGAGGUAGUUGGAGGGGAGACGCCUUCCCCACCACACUCCCCCAUAGGAAAACAAGAUACAUUUUUGUAGCGACAUCCUGUAGUGAAUGAGUAAAUAAGCAUGUAUUGAAAUGCAUGUUGAUAUGACCUGAGUGUUGAGUUUUGACCUGCAUAGGGGACAAUGUAAUUUUUUAUGCCAAAAACUAAGUUGAUUUGAAAUAAUUUGAAACCCAUAUGCCAGUAUAAAGCGCUGACCAAAAUUGGUUUGCUUACCUUUGCGACACAUGGCUAUGAAACAUGGUAAUUAAGAAACAAUGUUUCCUGAUUUGCCCACGUUUGAGAAACAUGGUUAAUAGGAAAAAAUGUUUCCUGGUUUGCCCACCUAUAAUUGAGCGACAUGUUUGCUGCUUGUAAACACAAAUGAAAGUGUUCCCUAGCUAUGUUUACCAAAGGUGGGUUUCUGGUUUGCCUGCCUUUGCAGAAACAUGACCAGCAAACAAUGUUUCCUGGUUCGCCCACCUUUGAAAAACGUGGUAAUUAGGAAACAAUGUUUCCUGGAUAUGGUUAGCAAACAAUGUUUCCUGGUUUGUCCAACUUUUGGAAAACGUGGUAAUUCGCAAAGAAUAUUUCCUGACUUGUUCAGGGCUUAACGUCUCCUAUUCAGCGCUGGCUCAACUUAUACACGGGCGUUUUGUUGCCAAAUCUUCAAUUUGAAUGUUGUGGAAAGCAUUAAUAGGAAAUAAUUAUUUUGAUCAGCUUUCUUGGUGUAAUUUGAAUAUUUGAUAUAGUAUUAGGAAAAUGCAGACCUAGCCAGGGGUUUAUACCAGAAUACCAAUAUAUACUUGAUAAUACUGGCUCAAUUAUGCCAAAAUUCCACGCUGUCUGCAUUUUAUACCCAUUUUCAACCUAUUUUAACAAUAAACACUGUGUACCAAAAUGGCCUAAAUACCAACAUACGUGAAACCCCUGGCCAGGCCUGAAAAUGUCUGUAAUUAUUACUUCCUGGUUGAUAAAUCAAGAUAAAAUAAUAAAAAUUGGUAAAGUUUUU